UUAAAAGCUAUUUAGGGAAGUGAGCUUAUUUAUCUUUAAACAAGAUAAUAUAUUAGUUCACGCUUACCUCAGAAACAAAAGAAUAAUGCCCACUUGAACUAGAUAUGUUUGACCACCUUCUUUGGGCUAUAUUUCUAUUUAAUUAUGGUAAUUAAUUUCUCGUUAGGUCAUAAAUUUAAUUGUUAAUUAAGCUCUAGAUAAAUAUAUUGAUGGCAACAGUAGAAUUUAUUAUAUUCAUAUAAAUUUGUAAUAAUUGGACUUACUUAAAUAUUGAGAAAAAAAAAAAAACCAUAAAAUGAUACAGUUCAAGAUUGGCCUCUGUCAAUUAUCAGUUACUCCAGAGAAGGCAAUCAACGUAGACAAUGCCCGCAGAUCGAUCCAGUUCGCUUCCAAACGAGGCGCGGCGCUUGUCGUUUUACCUGAAAUGUGGAACUGCCCUUACUCGACCGAUUAUUUCGAGAGAUUUGCCGAGAAAUUCGACGAAAAAGACAGCACUGCAUCAUCCUUGAAAAUGUUGUCUGAAGUUGCUUGUGAAGAAAGGAUAACAAUAGUUGGUGGUUCAAUUCCUGAAUGGAGUAGUGGUGGUAAGCUGUACAACACUUGCUUCGUGUUCGGACCUAACGGAGAUUUAUUAGCUAAACAUAGAAAAAUGCAUUUGUUCGAUAUUAAUGCUCCGGGGGAUAUCUCAUUCAACGAGUCAGAUACGUUUUCGGCUGGAUCUUCGCCCACCAUUGUCGAUACUCAUGUUGGUAGAAUCGGAAUAGGUAUUUGCCACGAUAUACGUUUCCCCGAGCUCGCAAUGUUGUACAGAGCUAGAGGUGCUCAUUUGAUUUGCUACCCUGGAGCUUUCAACAUGAGUACCGGUGAAGCACUAUGGGAACUGGAGCAAAGAGCAAGGGCAUUGGAUAAUCAGUUGUUCGUUGCGACUUGCUCACCGUCUCGGGAUUCUAAUGGUUCAUAUCAGAUAUGGGGUCAUUCUACUCUUGUUAAUCCGUUGGGUGAAAUUAUCGCAACCUCGGAACAUGAUCAAACAAUCGUAAUUGCUGAAGUUGAUUAUUCUGCAAUCCAAUCCACAAGGGAAAGCAUCCCGAUUCUGAAGCAACGGCGCAACGAUGUGUAUCAGUUGAUUGAUCACCAUACUAUCUGAAUGCAGCAUCUUCUUGGUUAUAACUUAUAAAUAUCUUCUUAUUUAAAUUUAUUUAAAUUUAAGUAGUUGAUUAAUAAAACAACAUAA
Molecule: messenger RNA, 1234 nt
Organism: Erythranthe guttata (spotted monkey flower)
Lineage: Eukaryota; Viridiplantae; Streptophyta; Magnoliopsida; Lamiales; Phrymaceae
Product: omega-amidase, chloroplastic
Biological process (GO): oxaloacetate metabolic process; L-glutamine metabolic process
Cellular component (GO): mitochondrion
Molecular function (GO): omega-amidase activity
Source: RefSeq, a predicted model, not a curated record